GGGCUAAUUGUUCCAAAGCAAUUUAUACGGGGCGACUAACCCAAUAUCUGAGUGGAACACAGGUUAUACAAACAAACUCGGCUACUAUCUUUUGUGAGGUUGCUCUGGAGUAAAUACUUCUGGAGAACUCCAAGAAUCGCUCAAUAUUUCAAAACAAGCUGGAUGAAGAACUAUAUAUAUAUUUAGUUUAUAAUCAAAUAUAAAUAUAAGUAAUGGAUAGAAUAAAUGUUCUUAGAUAAUCCUUCUGCUUUUUUAAAUAAUUGACUUAAUACAUGUAAUAAGUUGCAUUCUUGAUUAUGGUAAACGGGAGAUAUUUGCAAACGGAAAAAUAAUCCGGAUAUUUAUUAAUAAAAUACUAUUUUGUAAAAGUGAACGUGCUAUGAAAAGGACACUAUUCCGGCUUCUUUCGGACUUUAAUUAUUUUGCAAAGAUGCCCUUGCGGUGAUUAGGACAAGCUUCAAUGUUAACAGUUUAAAGUUGCAGAACCAAAGAUGACUGUCUGGAAACUUUUUUUUGUUUGUGCAUUUUUAGACAGUUGCUCGGGCUCUGGUUAUUUUGAAAUUCAAAUAAUAUCUAUUGAAAACAUUCGAGGGGAGCUGACAAAUGGCACGUGUUGUGGUGCACGUAUCGAUACAUAUAGUAACAGCACUUGCAGUGGGGAGUGCGAAACCUAUCUUCAGAUAUGUCUAAAACAGUAUCAAGCACAGGUCACUAUAGGCGGACAUUGUACGUUUGGAAAUCGAACCACCCCUGUCCUUGGUGGAAACUCCUUUAGAUAUGCAGCAGGCGUGCCGGCAGCCCCCGUCAAAUUACCUUUCCAAUUUUCAUGGACGAGAUCAUAUACCAUCAUCGUCACAGCCUUUGAUAAAAGACAACGAUAUUCAGCUGAGCGGGUGAUUGAAAGAUCCGCACACUCGGGUAUCAUUUUACCCGGUCCAUCCUGGCACACACUCACACAUAACGGACCGACUGCCACACUUGUCUACAGGAUACGUGUAAAGUGUGACGAACAUUACUACAAUACCACGUGCUCGAAGUUCUGUCGUCCUAGGAAUGAUCGUCUCGGACAUUACACUUGCAAUGUAAAUGGCGACAACGUGUGCUUGCAAGGCUGGCUCGGCUCAGAAUGUGAUAUUGCCAUUUGUAAGACGGGAUGUCAUGCAAUCCACGGAUCCUGUGAUCGACCCGGCGAAUGCAGGUGUGGGUUUGGCUGGCAGGGCCCAUUGUGUGACAGAUGUAUACCAUAUCCCGGGUGUAAACACGGUACAUGUAAAGAUUCCCCUUGGACGUGUGAUUGUGACCUAAACUGGGGCGGCAUCCUAUGUGACAAAGAUUUGAACACUUGUCGUCACAAACCAUGUCUGAACAAUGGAUUGUGCGUAAAUAAUGAACCGGACAAUUAUACAUGUGUCUGCAACAAGGGCUUUUCUGGAAGAAAUUGUGAAAUUGUUGAUGAUCCAUGUUCCUCAAGUCCAUGCAGCCAUGCUGGGACCUGCCUUCACUCCUCUCAUGGUUUUAUCUGUAACUGUGCGCCUGGAUGGACAGGAGUCACGUGUAACCUUGAAAUAAACGAAUGCGCGUCGGAUCCAUGUUUGAACCAAGGUACCUGUUUUGACCGCGUGAACGGAUUCGAAUGUCUGUGUGCAUCUGGCUGGCAGGGGCCACAGUGCCAGCUAAACACUGAUGAAUGCACUGGACGACCAUGUGUUCACGCACACACCUGUAAAGAUCUGCUAGGAGACUACCAGUGUAUAUGCCAGAAUGGUUGGACUGGAAAAGAUUGUAAUAUUAAUGUCCAAGACUGUCAUGGACAGUGCCAUAAUGGAGGAAAGUGCAUCGAUCUUGUAGAUGGAUAUUACUGUCUUUGUCUGCCUGGAUUUGAGGGUCAGGACUGCCAGCACGAAAUUCACGAGUGCGACAGCAGUCCAUGUCAUAAUGGCGCAACUUGCAUUGAUCAUAUAGCCAGCUACACGUGUCAUUGUUCCGAUGGUUAUAGCGGCUACAACUGCCAGAUUGAUAUUGACCCGUGCAGCCCGAAUCCAUGCUAUAAUGGAGCCACGUGCUACGUCACAAAUGACGUAACGGAUGAUUAUUUCUGUUAUUGCACAGAUCCUUUCACUGGGAAAAACUGCCAGCACAGAAAGUCUAUAAUAGCACAAAAUAUUGACAGUUGCACGAUGUCGAUACCGAACAGUCACAUGGUAGGCGGAAUUCAACUUAUAUCUUCCGGGAUUUGCGGUGAGCAUGGAUUGUGUACCAGUAGACCUGGCGGGAGAUUUGACUGCUCAUGCGCAGACGGAUUUACAGGACAGUUCUGUCAUGAGAAUAUCAAUGACUGUUCGAGUUCACCGUGCUACAACUCUGGCACAUGCGUGGAUCUAAUAAACUCGUACCAAUGUAUCUGCGGUGACGGAUGGGAAGGGGCACUCUGCAAUAUUAAUAAAAAUGACUGUGACCCGAAUCCAUGUCGUAACCAUGGUAACUGUAUAGACCUUGUUGCUGGGUACGCCUGUCAGUGCCAGGCUGGGUGGAAAGGAAAGACAUGCACAUUGCGGGAUAGUCAGUGCGAUGUAUUUACGUGUGCAAAUGGAGGCAAAUGUGUGGAUCUUGGUGACACAUUCACGUGUAAAUGUCCUAAAGGCUGGGAAGGUCAUACCUGCCAUACGCCUGUUGGUAGGUCAUGUGACAUAAGCCCAUGUGAAAAUAACAGCACGUGUGUAAACAGUGGUGACAGUUUCACGUGCAUCUGUAGCCUGGGCUUUGAAGGAAGGACGUGCCAGGAAAAUAUCGACGAAUGCAAUCCAUUCCCUUGUUAUAAUGGUGGGAAGUGUGUAGACGGUAUCAACAGGUAUACAUGUGAUUGCCCUGCUGGGUUUUCCGGUCCCGACUGUAGAGUCAAUAUCAAUGAGUGUCUGUCAAACCCGUGCACGUACGGCAGCACGUGUAUAGAUGGGAUAGGAGUGUACAAAUGUAUAUGCCCUAUCGGGAGGUCAGGUGACAAAUGUGAGAAGGUCAGAGGUCACGAACCGGCAGCGCAAUCAUGUGUGUUUAACAGACGUUCUUUCCGGUCUGGACAAACAUGGAAACACGACUGCAAGCUUUACUCUUGUGAUGACGGGGAACUUUCCUAUAAAGAACUUAAGUGUGGUCCAGAAAACUGUGCAACAAUUCCAAACAUUACUAGUCACGUGGUACCGUGUGCAGUGGGCGAGACGUGUGUUAUUCAGAGGCAUGUUACAUGUUUGACGCCACCGUGUCUACCAUGGGGAGAAUGCCAGCCGACAAGUAACACAUUAGCCGCCGCCGCUGUUUCCCCCGAACACUUCUGUUACCAUGAAGGCCAAACGAUGAAAAGAAACUGUGCCAAGAUUACGCUUGUUUUUGAUAAAUCAAAGCUUCCAGUUGGAACAUCGGUGGAAAGCAUUUGUUUAUCAAUUGAAAGGAUUGCCUCGUCGAAACGGAGGAUUAAUUCAUCAACCAUCAAUUUAGCGUGUACAAUGGAUUCAGUGCAGCACAGUUCUAUACAAAUUCUUGCGUCAAUAGAGGAAGAUGGUAAAACUCACUUUGAUGACCAAUUACGAUCAUUUGUCUACAAAAUAACUGCUGUCAUCAGUAGUAGACAGGGUGUAAAUCCAGCUUUGGCAGCAGUGACGGAAGUUAUAGUAGAGACCCCAUUUCCUACAGAUGAUGAUACUGACAAAGAAUUUCUAAUACCACUGCUGUGCUCAAUCAUUGGACUGCUUGGUUGCGUGGCGGUAGUUUUGCUGGUUGUUUGGCAUCGUCGACAGAGUCAGGAUAUCCGACGAUGGACCAAGGCUCCAGAACUCAUUGAAGAAAGAACAAAUAAUGAAAACUUGGAAAACUUCAAAAAUUUAAGACGAUAUAAAAAUCCAUUGUACGAAAAGGACAAAAUGGUUGGAAAUCGCAAUAUUCGGCCGAAACAAUACCGGGAAUUUGAUAAUUACCGACCAUUGGAACCCGAUAUAGAGGGCCAAGAUAAAGGCAACACAAGGCUGCUUAGACAUGAUGAUUUCGUUCCUUCAGGAGCGAACGAGUGGUCAGAGUGCAUUCAGUCAAAGGCUAGAGUGAAGGAUAUUAACAUUGAACUGCAGAAGUCUAGAUUUAGACCAAACACAAGCGCUUUUGGGAACCUCGUGCAAGGAAUUGAACUCGAUGAAAAUGAAGUAAUUGUGUAACUUUCUGUCUCACUAGCGAGGUUUAAAAUGAAGAUAAUUACAAGAUGUAGAAAGGAAGUCUUGUAUGAAGUGGAAUACUGAUUGAACUAUCCUGUAAUUAUGGCAAAAUACAUUACUUUAGCAGAAGUAUAUUUAGACAACUGUAAGAAUAGUUUGGAAAUUACCGUGAUUGAGUAUUCUACGAAAUGAAGACGAAAGGAUUUCGGCUUCAGAACACAUACAUGUAUGGAACAUUGGAAGCUAUUUAUAGAUUGCCAUUUACUCUUUUGAUACUUUUCAUUGUAUGUCCUAGGUAACAAACGAGUUGAAUUGAACUACAGUACAUAUUUACAACACUGGCUGUAACAUAUUGAGGGAAAGAGGAGAUCAGUGUGCUUUUAGUUGGGUUUGCAAAUGCGUUAUUGGAGUCAGAAGUGACAAAAAGAAACUAGAGGAAAUCAGUCUUCUACUGAAAUUUCUACUAACAAAGACAUGUCUAGGUACUGAUAUUGAGUAUUUCUUUACACAUGGUAUCUUAUUGACUUUUAGAUUUAGUUAGUGUUUGUAAUGAAACACAGGCAGCUGAUUCGGUAAGUUGUGAAAUGAGGUUAAUGACAAAGAUAUCCAGUAGCAAACAUGGAAAAUGAAAGCAGUGUAAAUAAUCAAAUAUUUGUAUGCCUUGUGAUUUUGACAUUUCUUUGUUUAUUUAUACUUACAUACUCCAGCUUUAGAAGUUUUGUAUGGAUGAAAAACGUUAACUCUUUGCAGUAAAUGUAGCAACGUGUUUGAGAAAAUGUUUAUUGGCAUGCGAAAGUUAACGCAGAAUCUGCUCAAAAUGUUUAUAUGAAUAGAAGGUCCUCGCAUGUAUCGGUUUAUGUAUUCUACAUAGCGUAUAUAUUGCGGAUUGUACUUUAAUUUAUGAUUACGUUCUUUCCUGGUUGUCCAAUAGCCAUACUGUCGACACUUUCUGCCAGCUAAAUAUGUAUUUUUUUUAGCAUAUUUUUAUAUCCAAGCCAUAAAAAAUGAAGGUAGAAUAUAUUGUUUCUCCUGUCCGUGUGUGUGUUAGGCGGGGUGGGGGAGGGGAGUACGUCCCUGUGUUUGUGUGUGAGAAACUCGUGUUCGGCUUUAAGCAUGUAUAAUUGGAUUUCAAAAUAGUUUUUGUACAAUUACCACUGUAACAAGACAAUGUGUCACGUUACAAUGAUUACAAGACACAAAUCUCUUAACUCUUUUAGAGAUUAGAUAUUUAAGGUCACAGUCUUUUGUCCAGCCUAUAAUUGUUUUAUACUUACAAAUAUUAACCUUAAUUAGAACAUUUCUCACUUGCAGAAUUUUAAGAGUCGACAGUACCUAAUAAAUAUACCGAAACGAUUAAUGUUACUUUUAUACUCUGUAAAUGUACUGUUUAAAUUAUACCUGAACUCUCCGCUGUUAUUAUAGGCCGAUUGUUUUACUAGACAAAAUGUCCGAACCUCAAACUAAUUCCAAUAUGAAGUUUUAUUGCUGGUUUAUAACCUUUAGUUAAGUAUACAAUACAAGAAAAAAGUCCUCAAAAGAAAUCGAAGCCAAACUCUGGAAAUUAUGUGAUAUUUAAGGGCGGCUUCAUUUAGAUUUCAAUUUCACAACGUAUUGCAGAUUUACCUACUAUAAAAUCAAUUAAUCAAAAUAUAAGUAUCAUUUCUUUAUUUACAUGCAUACAUUGCAUAAUAAAACUGUUCAAGAAGCAUUUAUAAGUAAUUGCCGUAACUGGUUAUGAAUUUCGUGCAAAUGUUGAUAACCCAUCUGCAACCCAUCUGCAUUUACAUUGUUAAUACAUUUUGUUUCACGAAUCCCCUAUGAAUGUUUUUUUUUUCUUGUUUCUGACUUUGAGAUACACAUGUUAGGUGUUUAAACAUUAUAACUUUAUUGCCGAUGAGUCUGUUUUAGAAAUAGGUAUAAAUACUUUUAGUUAGAAAUUCUGUUCUGAAUUUUGACACCUAUGUUCUGAAUGUUGACACCCCAAUGUUUUACGACAAAGAUGGUAGGCUACAAAUAAGUGCUAGAGAUCUUGAAAUAUCUUUUUUUACUGAUAUCCAAAGACAACAUUUCGAGGCCUUAGAGGGAAACUGGUCUAUCAGUAUAUAGAAAUAGAAGCAGAUAGACUAGUUUCGCUCAAAGCCCUCGGUUUAUGCUGUAGUUUACCAGUAGAAGAACAACACAGCAUACGGUCAGCAGUAAUGGCCACAUUACGUAUUAGACGUUAGUUCAGAAUUCCAGAUGCAGUAUCUCAAAAAUGUGCCCCGAUAUUUUUUAGCACUUUGUUUUUACUUUUCAUUUCCUUACAUAUUACUUAUUCCACACAAAAAGUUUAUGCUGGAAUUGGUUCAACACAAAAAGUUAAAAUGACAAGCCUAUUAUUUUUAUAUCAAAAUUACAAUGUGUAACAUCUUUUUAUCAGCAUUUUCAGCCUUUCAAAUCUUCGGAGGCUACACUUGUUUUAAUUUUAAAAUUUAUCUUUGGGCAGUAAAGACAAAAAAACACACAAAAGUAUGGAGUUGGUUAUAAUGCACGGAAACCAUUGACAUGUAACGGAGAGACGUGACAUGACGCUAAUAUUGCGUAGGUAGACAACAGGAAAUACCUGCUUGCAUUUGUUCUCAGAAGUUUCGGUACAAACGCGGAAGUAUAUAAAGUUGCUUAAAAUCAUCCACAGGUAUUCCUCUUUGUAAUUAAGCAUCAAUAAAUUUUACAUCUUGCAUUAAGACUGGGAAAUGGCACUAUAUAUUGAGACGUAUAGCACUGAAGCCAUUUGAAGUACCUCAUUUUUACCAAAAUUACAGAAUCUCAGUUCGUUUGUGCGUUUUCGUUUACAGAUAUUACAUUAGUAAAUACAUAAUCAGGCAGCAGCACAUCUGGGAUAUGAAUUAAUAACCCUAUGCUUAUUCCGCUUUUCACCUUUUAUGUAAGCCAGUUGCAGUUUUUAUUUCAUUGCUGCAGUAUACUGGACAUUUUGGUAGCAUAUGCAAUGAUAUAUUUCAGUUAUAGAAGUGUAAACAAAUCUUAUCACGCCCGUAUUUCAGGUUUUUGUAUGAAAGAUGUUCUGUAGUGUUGGCAUGUCAAAGAGAAAAGAACAGUAAGAACAUACAUGGACUUUUAUUUGUGUUCUUUGUUGUUUAAAGGUCAAAGGUCAUUUGAAAGUAUAAAAUCAGCAGCUGUUUUCAAAUGACCUGGUUAUGUGUGAAGCUCCUAGAUUUUUUUCUUUCGAAUUGGUACACUCCAUAUAAACACUCCAUAUAUGUAAAUUGGUGCUAACAUGGUUGAAAUCAAAACAGCUUAGAAAUUCCUUAGGUGAGACAUAUUGCUGGAGAGAAAAAAAUGAAGAUUGUGUGUUACCAUGAAUGUGUUUCAUUACCUAUUCCCAGUUAGCUACACGUGCUUUUUUACAAUAUGAAUAUACUCACUACGUUGCAUUUUAUUUAUCUCAUUAUCUUAUUUGUGUUAUGUGUACAUUGUUUAUAUAUAUAACAUGUGUUAUCACUGUUUGAAAAGUAACAUUGUUCUUGUGCAUCAUUUUAUUUUUAAAUUCUUAUUCAGCAAUUAAAAACGAUUUAUUGG
Molecule: messenger RNA, 7769 nt
Organism: Mercenaria mercenaria
Lineage: Eukaryota; Metazoa; Mollusca; Bivalvia; Venerida; Veneridae
Product: protein jagged-1b-like
Exons: 23
Coding region: 492-4196 (1234 amino acids)
Biological process (GO): establishment or maintenance of epithelial cell apical/basal polarity; Notch signaling pathway; multicellular organism development
Cellular component (GO): protein-containing complex; plasma membrane
Molecular function (GO): Notch binding; calcium ion binding
Source: RefSeq, a predicted model, not a curated record